GUCGUACAUUUUUUAGCGGCUGGUGUUUGUACAGCUGACAAUCUUUUCACAGUGUUUAGUUUAUUUCCAGGUCAGGAGAGCAUGAUAGCACUUUCUCCUGCACACCUGUGGCGCAUACACUGGCACGUGGAUUGGAAGAGUCUUUUCCUAACCACUAAAAAAACUUUCAUUCCAUAGUCAUGCAGGUUGGGCCUGCUGCUCCAGUUGCGGCCGGCUUCCGUGGGACUAUCUCACCAUACCUCAACCCCGCAGCAAUCAGCCUUUUACCAUAAUACUUUCCCCACAGGUGUCUGCUCUGAUCUGCAAGGUAUGGAAGCUAUCCUUAGCUGCUAAUGCCACCCCAACUCUUACUGCAGCCGGACAGAGAUAGCAGCAGCUCACAUCAUUGCCAAAGGAGCUAUAACACUCACCUUUGGGGUACUCAGAAGCAUUUUCCAAUAUCUACACUGAGCCAUGGUGGAUGCUCUUGGUGUAGUGUUGGGCAGUAGUCUUACAGUGAUGCUUGGAGCCACGGCCCUGUACAUCCUGAUUCGCUGGUAUCAAAGUGGGCGCUGUUGUUAUGAAACAAGUUUUGUCUUCAGUCUAUGCAAUAUCCGGCAGAUGAAGUCUAUGGACCUGGAGCUGGCACCUCCCUUUACUGUCAGUGGCACAAUGCACGCUCAUGGCCCUAUGGCCGGAUACCACUAUUCUCAAUUCCAGGACAGUGAGGUGUAACGAGGAAAACAUUUCUACUAAGUUCAUACAGAAAGGAGACUGGGGGGACGUUCACGUAACUCUAUCACUCAACUUCUUCCUUGCAAAAAGGGCCUGAAGUCCAGCAUCCGGGAUUGUCACAUGCCAUCACCCAAGCUUGCUAAUUCUUAGGGAUAUAUAUAUAUAUAUAUAUAUAUAUAUAUAUAUCCCUCCCGAUCUCCAGCUCAUAACCCUAAAAUCCACACAUAUGACAUUUGCACCUAGCUGUCCUACUUAUGUUCUCAGGUGGCCUGACACACCCGCCAUCCGCUGGACCUACUUCUGCUCCAUUAUCAUGCAGCAUACUGGUCACAUAUGUCCCUGUCAUUGUACGGAUCUCCUCUGUCUCUCCAUUGAUUGUCUCUGACAUCACAGUACAGUAGUAAGUUACAGUGAACACUUAAGGUUAUUGUAGGUCACAGGCUGAGCAGCACAUUCCCACUCUGUGACACACUGGCUCCUGCGGCAGAUACAGAACUAGAAAGGUCUGGACCCCACGGCUCUAAUGUGAAGGGGCCCUAAUUGCUCCAUCGUAAAAUCAUUCCCAUCAUAACGUCUGCUUGUCCCCAAUCAGAAUCCAUUAGUAGCAGUUUGAGACAUGAGUCUGAAUUAUAUCUACUUUCAUUUUAUGCUAAUUAUUUUGCAGACCCUAUAACUGACUGGAGAUUGCUCGUUAUGAAACUAUAUAAAGUUGUCGCUAUAAACAUUUUAUUCAAUGGGACACCUGUACGGCUGGGACUUCUACCAUCUGCAUACUUCCCAAAAUUGGUUGAUUAUAAUUAAAAAUGGAGGUCCUGGUUGCAUCAUAGUGGGCAUAGCCAUGCCUCCAGUGGGUGUGGCCAGUCCCCAGUCACCAUUUUGCAUAUAAAAUUCCAUAUUAUGGAAAUACCUCCAAACCUGCCACCAGUCGGUUGGGUGGUAUAUAUUUGGAUGGUUUGCUGUGGCUGUAGUUACGCCUGUUAGACAGGCCUGACUAUAUAUCAAUGUCUGAUGCAGAUUACACACAUAACGAUCGCUUAGUCUAGCCUGAUCAUAACCUGCAGUCACUAGUACAGGUAUUAUACAGAAUCCAGAUCUCUCAGAAGAACUACACCUAUACACCUAUCUUUGACCAUAUAUUGGGCUUCCUUCUGACAACCAUACUGAUGGAGAGGAGACUGGAUUAAAUAAGAACCAUACUGGUGGAGACUGGAUUAAAUAAGAAGAAAAACAAAUAGUGAAAGUCCCCAAUUGCAUUCACUUUUAUGUACUAGUUUGUUAUUCCUUACUGACAGAGUUUUCAUUUUUUAAGAAACGGAAGUCAUGCCUGUCAUAAUUCUGCUUUCAUAUCAUUCAUGUGAUUUCCUCUAAUUACACUAUUAGAAUUUUUGGGAAGUUUUAUUUUUUAAAAAAAUGCUUAUUUAUUUUUCAUCUAUUUGUCCCAUAUCCUUUAUGCAUUUUUUGCUUGGUUUGAUCAUUUUGUGUUCAACAGUUAUAACCCUGCUAUUGUUAUGUAAAUGGUGUAUCAACUACAAGUAAGUUCCCGAUACAGUUCAGUUCUGCCACUGUCAAUCCAGAGUGGGAGAGAUUUAAAAAAAAAAAAAAAGGCACGUGUAGUGUUGUUUUUUAAUUAUUAUUAUUAUUAUUAUUAUUAUUAUUUUGCCCUCAUUUAUAGACGUUAGUAAGGGUGAGAUACAGUUUACCAGCGGUCAGGACACCAGCGGUUCAGAAAAGUGACCGCGGCAUCCCGAAGGAGAGAAUUUCAACAGGGGGUAGGUAAGCAUACUUACAGAGGCGUCGGAAUGGGUUGGGCAAAGGGGCAGCUCGCCCCCCCUAAACAUGAGAGGCGCCGGCCAAUGUACCCCGGAGGAGUGAUAUACGGUCAGUUUCAAGACCGCACAUCACAACCUCCGUGCAGCGCAGGGACCAGGCAACGGCACUCCCCCACUCCCAACUCCCAGCAGAACAGUGCCGCGAUUCGCGAGUGUUUCGGGGGCGUGGUCUAAUGCAGAGGAGACUUGUGGCUGUGCUGCUGUGUAAUCAGGACAGGAACAGUAGUGUCUCUCUCACUCCAUCUCUCUCCCUGUUCCACUCUCUCUCCCUAACACUCUUUCCUUUCUCUCCCUAACACUCUCUUUCCUUUCUCUCCCUAACACUCUCGCUCAUCUCUCUCUCUCUUUCUCUCCCUAACACUCUUUCCUUUCUCUCCCUAACACUCUAGCUCCUCUCUCUCUCCUUCUCUCCCUCUCACUCUCUUUCCUCUCUCUCCCUAACACUCUCUCCUCUCUUUCUCUCCCUAACACUCUCUCCUCUCUCUCCCUCUCUCUCUAUCUUUCCUCUCCUCUCUCUCUCUUUCUCUCCCUAACACUCUCGCUCUCCUCUCUUCCUAACACUCUCGCUCUCUCCUCCCACCUCCUCCCCACCAUGGUGCCACUGCCGCCUCCAUUUCGUCCCCGUAGUACCGCCUCCUCCUCCCCAGUGGCUCCGCUCCCAGGGGCACCAAAUGAGGAUCUAUCUUGCCCCCCCAGACUAUAAAUGUUCUGACGCCCCUGUAUAUUUACAAUCCCCCAAUACCUCCCUAACCCUUACCCUCCCUUCCCGCAGCCUAAAUCUAACCCUCCCUUCCCACAGCCUAACCCUCCCCAGUGGUUCCUAAACCAAACCCCUCCUCCCCGCAACCUAAACCAAACCCCUCCUCCCCGCAACCUAAACCUAACCCUCUCAUCCCCACAACCUAACCCUAACCCUCCCCGUGGGUGAUUAAACCUAACCUCCUACCCAGGGCCGUCUUAACAGCAGUGUAAGCCCCUGGGCACAGCAAUGCACUGGGCACCCUACCCAUCCCCCAGUGGUAGGGGUGGGGGGUGCUAUCAGCAGCAGCUUUGAUGUCCCGUGGACAGUAGGGGAUGUUCAAUCUGCCGCUCAGUAAUUAGGACCUGGAGCAGUAAUUUCUGCUAAUUACUCCUUUACUGCACAGUGGAAGAUGGGGUGGGAGCAAGAACACUUAGAUGUAAAAGAAGCAUUGGGAUGAAUGAAGGGGCCCCGGUACAUGACUUCCAGGGUGGUAGGGUGGUGUAAUAUGCAGGGGAGGGGUGGAUAGUGGAGUGGACAUAAUAUUCAUAAUUUUCUGGUGGGAGGGCAGCUUGCUUGACUGCAGAUAUCUCCAGUUCCUGGAUAUAGAUUUCUUAGCUUUGAAUGCGAUAAAAAAUAGAGAGUUCCACCUUUCAAGAGGUUCAGGGGACUUGGGGAUCAUAGUUCAGGAGCCAGAGCAAUCCACCGGCAAAAAUAUAAAACUGCAAACCAGAUGUGUGGAGCUGGAGCAGGGACCAGCUGCUUGAAGGCUUAUAUCUCUGGUUCUGGGCAUAGUAGAGACAAGCUGCCAGUGUCCACCGAAAGAGGGGAGUCCUAUGUUUUGGAGUAUAUCCUCAGAAAAACUCCAAGUCAGACAGAACUCGAGAUAUCUGGCUGGGAAUAGCAAUUAACAGUCUUGGAUGGGGAUCACUGCUUCAAAGUCAGAUAUCUCCGGUUCCCCAGGGCCUAUUUUCAAAAAUCUGGUACCGCUGGAAAGAGGGGACCCUCAGCUAUAAGCCUAGGGCCCUUAGACUCCUGAGGCCCUUGGGCAAGAACCCAUUGAGCCCAUACGAAAAGACGGCCCUUCUCCUACCCCCGCGGGCUAACACUACAGGGUGCCACAUACUCACGAUCUGGAUGCCGGGUGUUGGGAUUGCGGCGUCAGCAUUUCGGCUGGUGUCGGAGUUCCAGCGUCUGCAUUUUGGUGGCGUACUGGGAUUCUGGCACUGGGAAUCUGAUCACUGGCAUCCUGACUGCAUCCCGUGAGUAAAUACACAAUUCUCAAAUACACAAAAACACAAUUCAGGAGACUCAGACAUCUGUAAUAGUUGGUCCACAAGACCAUAUUUUUAAGAUAAAAGUUCAUGACACAACCAGUCUGGCACUAUCUAAAGCCUCUUUUUUUUGUUGUAGGAUAGAACUUUUUGCAAUUUUGGGCUAUCUGCUGAUUUGAAUGUGUUGCCAUACCUGAUUGUAAGUAUGUGGUCAAUUCAAUUUGCCGACUGUUGAAUAGCGCCGGCGCUGUUGAAUACAGCGCCAUAGACACUUAAUUGUCGGGAAUUCCUCUGUCAGGAAUCAGCAUCGCGCCGGGCAGUUAAGCUGGAGAAUGCCCGUUCUCCCGACAAAUCAACUUGUUAAGUCCGGGAGAACGGGCAUUCGCCAUCUUAACAUGAGCAGAAUUGAAUAGUAACGGGAGCUAAUUCCUAGCACUAUUCAACUGUCGGCAAAUUGAAUUGACCCCAUAGAGUGCAAUGAGCAGUAAUAACCAUCUGAAAUGUUUCCAGUAAAUUAAUGAAAUUAAAACUUUUAAGACUUAACAUAUUUUCUAUUAUCAAUGUAUGCGCACUGGCCCUAUAAUUUGCUAAGCCAAAAUAUACUGCGUUAGUUUUAGAAUACCAUGA
Messenger RNA from Pseudophryne corroboree (corroboree frog), 5183 nucleotides. RefSeq names its product small integral membrane protein 35 (gene SMIM35). Bases 454 to 714 code for a protein of 86 amino acids. NCBI's taxonomy places the organism in Eukaryota, Metazoa, Chordata, Amphibia, Anura, Myobatrachidae. The record is from RefSeq and is a predicted model, not a curated record. The transcript has 5 exons.